Molecule: messenger RNA, 690 nt
Organism: Galdieria sulphuraria
Lineage: Eukaryota; Rhodophyta; Bangiophyceae; Galdieriales; Galdieriaceae
Product: calmodulin isoform 2
Exons: 6
Coding region: 97-588 (163 amino acids)
Molecular function (GO): enzyme regulator activity; calcium ion binding
Source: RefSeq, a predicted model, not a curated record
UUUUGCAUUUUUUUUCUCAAAUGACACAUUUUGCGCCAUUUUUAUUCAAAAUUUGAUGAGACUGUGCCAUAAACGAUUCCAAACCUGUGUUGGUUGAUGACGAGUUCCAAGAGCACCAAAAGCAACGACAAAGUUCAAAUUACCAAAGAACAAGAGGAAGAGUUCCGUGAAGCUUUUACUUUAUUUGAUAAAGAUGGGGAUGGCAACAUCACCGUAAAAGAACUCGGUACAGUUGUUCGUUCGUUGGGCCAAAGCCCUACUGAAGCAGAGUUGAGAGAAAUGAUAGCAGAGGUAGAUAAGGACGGAAACGGUACUAUUGAUUUUCAAGAGUUUCUUGACUUGAUGUCGAGGCAUAUGAGACAAGCAGACACCGAAGAAGAAAUUCGAGAAGCGUUCAAAGUUUUUGACAAGGUGUGUGUGCAAGAUGGAAAUGGCUAUAUUUCUGCUGCAGAGCUUCGUCAUGUCAUGACUAGCCUAGGAGAAAAACUUACCGAUGAAGAGGUUGAUGAAAUGAUACGAGAGGCCGAUAUGGAUGGAGAUGGUCAGAUCAACUAUCAGGAGUUUGUCAAGAUGAUGAUGAUUCGGUAGAGUGGAACAUGAUACAUGUCUCGUACGCAUUGAAAAGAUUUACUGAAAGACAAACAACCAGUAAACGUUGUUUUUUUUGUAUCUACAAAUGAGUAUCUAAUU